Messenger RNA from Anopheles marshallii, 798 nucleotides. RefSeq lists its product as uncharacterized. The transcript has 2 exons. The record is from RefSeq and is a predicted model, not a curated record. Lineage: Eukaryota; Metazoa; Arthropoda; Insecta; Diptera; Culicidae. Bases 1 to 798 code for a protein of 265 amino acids.
AUGAAGAGUUCGAAAUCCAAAACAUUCGACUCGCUAACGGCAGAAAAAUUGCAACGAAUCAUCAAAAACGUACGCAACGCAUCGAGAAUUACCAACACACCGGGAGACAGUGAUGUUGAAGGAUGUCACAUAAAGUUUUCCAACGAUGAUAGCAGCACCCUAAACGCAUCACGGUUAAAAAUUUCCCACCGGAAGCUGACAGUGGUCGAGAUUGAUAAAUUAAUGAAAAAUCUUGCAACCGUACAGCGCCCUUCGGACGUACCCGGUCUUCUGGCGACUUCAUCCGCCUCGGAUGGUGAUAAGCAACAAGUGGAACAGGAAGCAGUAGAGCUAUCCGUUUCGGAGGACCAAUAUGCUGGAUCGGAAAUUUCUUUUACCAGCUACCACCCAUCGAAAGGAUCACAUUCAGGGCUCGAAUGCUCCGCUGACGUAGAGGACAAUUUAGCAUUUUCCCGUGAAUCGCUCCUGUCCUUCAAGGACAACGUCGACGAUCAAUCCGACCGCUCGAACGUUCAAUUGAAUUCAUCCCCAGUGCCAGCCGAAAGCACCGCGACUCCGAUGACAUUAUUCGCUUUUCGACCGAUUCAACAAACUGCGUCGGAAGAGUACGAAAGUUAUGGCGAAACUUCGAGAUCCGCCGUCGAUAGGCCAAUUAUGCAAGUUAAAGUGCGUCCCCUGCCUGCAUCGCAUUCCAUACGGACGAAGUGCCUUCGCGUGCAACCAUCUGACGACGAGCUGCCGCUGAUUGAUUUUCGACAAAUUGAGCGUAACACAAAGGCGACAUGGAAGCAUCGGUAA